AUGAGAAACAAUUUGCCGACAAAACAACAACAAAAACACCAACAAUACCGACACAAAUAUCAACAACGUCUCAACGUAUGGCUUGAAAUGCCAGUUAUUCAGCAAAUUAUUUUAGUCAUUAUAUUAACAAUUAUCGUUGCCAUCAAUAUUGUUGAGUGCGAUGACAUUACACUACCAACCAUCGAUGGCAAAAAGAAAACAUUAAAUUCAAUACUCAAUGAAAACAACCAUCAAUCACAUGAUAAGCCAAAAUCAGGCGCAACUGGCGGCCAUCGUAUGGGCUGUGCGUCGCCCGAAGUGAUGGUCAACGGUUCGCCGUCGCCCGACAUUGUGGGCACUGUCAGCGGCGGUAACUUUGCCACCAUUGAAGAGAUACAGUUUGUCGGCGUUAUCGGACCAUCGGAGCAGAAAAGGGUUUGCAAAAUCAAGUGUCUCAAUGGCGUAUGGGUUGGCCCUCUCUGUGCACUGGAAAAAGGAGAUCAGUUCGCACCGAUGCUUAGGGAAUGUCGAUUGCAUGAGACGGACGCCGCACUAGUUAUCACACAUAAUAACAGUAGACUUAUCAUUGAUUCGCCAAAUGGUGUGACACUUCCUCACGGAUCGCAUAUUCAUGUGCGAUGCGAGGAGAUUGGUCUUUAUAGGUUUGUAGGCAAUACUAGUAUGCAUUGUGUUGAUGGACUCUGGGAUACUGUAAUGCCCCGGUGCGAGGCAACAACAUUACAUAAAAAUUUUUCAGUGGAUACCUCACCAUCUAUAGUGUACACAAUAGCCGACGGCAUAUCGGGCGUAGACUCCGAGGGCCAGCUUAUACUAAUUCCCGGCACUAUUAUCCAUAUCGACUGUCUAUAUCAGCGAACCAAUGGUAAUCCCACCUGGAAUUGGACAAACACUCACAGACAAUAUACGAACGGAUGGGCCAUUAAUACUGAUCCACAGGCCUGGAAGUACAGGCUAUCAAUCUAUUAUAGUAAGCCAGAAGACACCGGUGUGUUCACGUGUAGGGCACCCGACGGAAAGUCCAAUCAAAUUAACGUCGUUGUCAAAGAUGUUGAGUGUCCACUCAUCGAUUCAUUUGACGCCAAUCGUGUGAUGUCGGUCGAGGGGAACCGUAUGCAUGAUAGGGCUCGCUUCUCAUGCGUUGAAGGCUACUAUCUUUAUGGCACUCAGGAGAUCACAUGCCUUACCAGCGGUCUCUGGUCUGAUAGUCCUCCAAAAUGCAAAGUGAUUGAAUGUCCGCAACUAAACACUGACGACGAUCUCUAUCUGCGGGUCAGUGAACACAACCGUACGUACGGAUCGCGCGUACAGUUUUCGUGUACAGUUGGCUACAGACUAAUAGGUCCGGCGAUUAUCACGUGCUUAAAAAACCAGACCUGGAGUCAUGGUAUACCUGAAUGUGAGGCCAUAAGCUGUGAACCACCUGUACCUCCAAUCAAUGGUCGACUAUUGGAUAAUACACACUAUUUGGCCGGUGAUUACGUACAAUACGCGUGCAAUAGUGGUUAUGUGAUAAUGGGUGAGCCAUUGGCCAUAUGUAUGGACAACGGCACCUGGUCUUCCCCAGCACCUACAUGUCGAGCCGUAUGCGAAUACCCGGGCGAGUUGGCCAACGGUCACAUCGAGCCGACAAAGUUUCACUACAAUAUCGACGAAAUGGUAACCAUUAUCUGUAAUACAAACUACCGAUUACUGGGUUCACCGAAACUCAGAUGCGAUCCAAACGGCCACUGGUCAAGUCCUAAACCUCAUUGUCGGCCUUUUUAUUUUUGACCACCGAAACCAUCGCCGCCGCCACCGCCACCGAUAACCUAAAAUGGCCCCCAAAAAAAACUAUUGCCGUAACCAAUCGGUUGGCAGCACUUGUUAACCCCCCACCCCCUCCCACAUAAUCAUCACACCAUUGGACGCGCGACCAAUCGUUUUGUAAUAAAAAAAACUAAUACCAAAAAAAAAUUAUUAUCAAAAAAAUAAAUCAUUACAAACACAACCAAACCUUUCGACGAUAGAUAUAUCAAUUUGCCUACCGAUUCAUAACUAACUAACUAAUCACUUAACAUCACUGUGCAAUUUGUUAACAAAAAUUUGUUAUUAUUAUUAUUAUUAUUAUU
Molecule: messenger RNA, 2108 nt
Organism: Oppia nitens
Lineage: Eukaryota; Metazoa; Arthropoda; Arachnida; Sarcoptiformes; Oppiidae
Product: locomotion-related protein Hikaru genki-like
Exons: 10
Coding region: 1-1770 (589 amino acids)
Source: RefSeq, a predicted model, not a curated record